CCCCCUGCAAUAAGUAGUGCCUUUGCAGCGGCAUAGUAGUACAGCACCCUUGGCACCCUGGCAUUGCAGAGGGGGUGUGUCACCGUUCAUCUAGAAGUCUCUAGUAUAGGAAGAACUAAUCUGCAUUGAGAAGAGGGUCUGUCUACAAGAGGACUGGGGACAUCUUGGCACGGAGAGACAAGCCAAAGACUGGCAUGGAGCUAUCUGCAAUCGGGGAGCAAGUGUUUGCAGUAGAGAGCAUUCGUAAGAAGCGAAUACGAAAGGGAAAAGUGGAAUAUCUUGUGAAGUGGAAGGGCUGGCCCCCAAAAUACAGUACUUGGGAACCAGAAGAACACAUUCUAGAUCCACGACUUGUACUGGCUUAUGAGGAAAAGGAAGAAAAAGAAAGAGCUGCUGGGUGCAGGAAACGUGGCCCAAAACCUAAACGCCUCCUGCUGCAGAGGCUGUAUGGUAUGGACCUGCGUAGUGCACACAAAUCAAAAGAGAGGAAACUCUGCUUUUCUCUGUCUCGGAGAUUCAGCAGUGGGCUGGGGACCAAACCUGCCACUGCAUCCACAGUGCCAGAGAAAGCCAAAUCACUGCAGUUCCCACUCAGCAAACAGCGCAAGGGACGAAAGUUUUUAUGCCUCUCCCGUAAGAAGUUUCUACGGGUGUCCACCUAUGAGUCUCUAAGCCGAAGGUCAGAGUUCUUUGCCAAGGAAGACGAAAAGGAAGAUACACAGACCAUUCCUAACUGGCAAGAAGAGAAAUCUACUGAGGAAGACAAGCAUGAAGAAGAAAAAGACAAACAUGCAGAUGAUAAUAAAGAUGAUACAAAGACAGCCACUUCACCUCCCUGGCUUCCUGCUGUGCCCACACCUAUCGAGAUCACUGUUACUGACAUCACCUCAAAUUCUGUCACGGUGACAUUCCGUGAGGCCCGGGCAGCAGAAGGCUUUUUCCGGGAUCGCAGUGGUGAAUGCUAGCUGCACCCUUCCCAUCUGUUGUAUCUUUCUAAUACUCCUCUUUCUUCCUCUUCUGAACUGAAGUUUGAAGACUAGAAAGUAACUGCAAGCAAAUGGGUGUUGUCCCUUUAACCGGCCUGUGUAAACGUGCAGAACACUGUUUCUGUGAUUAUAAGGGUGUAAUGUUUCUUACAAAAUGUAAUGCCAGCUCCACAAGCUACAAUUGAUUUUCUUGAAAUUUUCUCCCAGUUAAAUAGCUAUUAACUUUGUUUAUAAAACUAAAAUGCAAAAAUGUUUUGCAUGGGAAGAGAUGCCAAUUGUGAAAGAUACUGCACAGAAAAUGUGCCAUAGUAUAUGGCAUUGUACAGUUGCAUCAUAUUUUGUUUUUAAUGGUAGGUGUUUUAGCUACAGUAACACAGCGUCUUGUAAAAGCAGAAUAUAUUAACACAACACCCUGU
Molecule: messenger RNA, 1402 nt
Organism: Nanorana parkeri
Lineage: Eukaryota; Metazoa; Chordata; Amphibia; Anura; Dicroglossidae
Gene: CBX7
Product: chromobox 7
Exons: 6
Coding region: 195-965 (256 amino acids)
Biological process (GO): negative regulation of transcription by RNA polymerase II
Cellular component (GO): PRC1 complex
Source: RefSeq, a predicted model, not a curated record